Corylus avellana is the source of this 805-nucleotide messenger RNA. RefSeq names its product Mal d 1-associated protein. Lineage: Eukaryota; Viridiplantae; Streptophyta; Magnoliopsida; Fagales; Betulaceae. The record is from RefSeq and is a predicted model, not a curated record.
CAAAUCCCGUAUAAGAACUUCGGAACUGUCCGGAUUGAGCGCGAAGUCAGACGAGUCGGUUACAAUGGGGUGGGUGUGGAGGGACGACGAAGAAGACGAGAUCGAUUCUUCGGCCGGAGGCGUUAGCUCCGGCAAACGGUGCGCCACCAGAAAGGUCUUGAAGUCGCAGUGCAGAACCGAGGAGGUUGAGCGGGGAAAGUUCAUCAGAAAGUGCGAGAAAACCGAACAGGUUCUCAGGGAAUGUGUCGGCAAGCCAGUUGAAGUGGUGGAGUUCAACAAAGAAUAUACUGAAGAUGAUGUAACAGACGAGGUGGUUAAAGGAUCUCUCUCAUUUGGGACGUUAGAGCAAGGGGCAUUGGACUUCCCUGGAUUACGCAAUGAUAUUGAAGGUAUCACGCGAAGCUUCUUUGGCAACCUCAACCGUUUCUUCGAAGAAGCCGAUGGAAUGAAGAACAACUUUUUGAACGUAUUUGGGGUUCCGCGCGUGUUCGAUGGCGGGGAGUCUUCUUCACCAUCAAUGAGGCGAGGGAUACCUGUGGAGGAAGGCCUUCCAAAAGCAGGUGGCGAGGGUGAGUCAGGAGGACAGGUUGACCUUUCUGGAUUGGCAACAGAUGUCUAAUGGUUUGUUAAGGAAAAAAAAGGGUUAAGUUUGUGUUUAUUACCUAAUAAUGUAGACAAGUGGUGGUUUGACUGUAUGUGCAGGGGGAGUAGUUUGAAUGGUCAAACAUAAAAUCCUUUGGGGAAUAAAACACGGGGUUUGACUUGAUUUGGCCCUAGUAGAAAAAUAAAGAGGAGCUUUCAUCCA